Molecule: messenger RNA, 2475 nt
Organism: Plutella xylostella (diamondback moth)
Lineage: Eukaryota; Metazoa; Arthropoda; Insecta; Lepidoptera; Plutellidae
Source: RefSeq, a predicted model, not a curated record
UAAGUAACUACAGACAAAUAAAAAUAAAAAGUCCGUAGAAAGGGCAACAAGUUUGAACUUUGAACAGAAAGUUGUAUAUCUGGCGUAGGGCGGGCGGUGUUUGGGCGGCAGAAAGCCCCGCGCCCUGCCCGCAGCCGCCCGCCACCAUGCGAGCCAGGGGCAGACUUCCCCGCGACUCUCGUAAUACUACCUACCCUAGUGUAUGAAUGACAAAUACCAAUUAACCAUAACAUACACCUGCUACUAAACAAAUCAAUACAUUCUGAAACUUUGGAACUAGUUCGUCAAAAUAAAAAAAACUUUUGUGUAAUAGAACAUUUUUUUUCUGUGUCGACGUGCUUCGUCAGUUUUAAGUUGUGCUUUGAAAGUAUCAUCGAUUUAUAAAGAUGCGGCGGCGCCUGGCGACCUCGCUGCUGCUGGCCGCGGUGGCGCUCUCCUCCAGCGCCCUGCUCGUGCAGGAGCAGCAGCCGCUCCGGAUAUACGACAAUAUUAGAAAUAGAAUCGACAGUAGAAAUAUAUUUUACACUAUCUUUUGUAAAGAAGCAAUCGGCACAGUCAGAACGAGAGAAGUCCUGAAACUGUGCAGGUUUCUGGAAUCAAAAGAGCUGGAGCGCGACAAUAACGAGCGGAUGCGAGUGUUGGUGGCGCGCGACGACGGCGAGGGCGCGUCCCCCGGCGGGCACCGCCAGGAGCAGUGGCACAACUACCCACGCCGCCUCGACCGCCUGCAGCCCGUCCCCUUCGAGAGGCACAAACCAGCGCACAGGAAGAGAACCCCCGACCCCGAAGACCGCGACCUCACAGACGAAGUCGUACCCGAAUACAUCAACGACCUGACCAAGGAACGCCUCGCCAAGCAGAACCUGAACAAAAUAUACGACGCCAUUCUAGCCUCCGCAGACCCUCUCCUGCUCCUGGACAUCCGCCUCGCGGGCCUUAUUGAUCGCAAUAGUAAUCUAACAAAAAACCCAGAGUUUAUGAUGGAUGAUACCAGAUAUCCUCAAUACACUGAUGAUCAGGAUGAGCUGUUGUCAGAAGAAAUUAAUCCAGUUAUAGAAGUAGUAAGAGUGAACAGCGACGACAUUCCGAACAUUCUGGAGUCAGAAACUUUGGACUCCCCUGCCGAGGUGCCGGCGAAGCGCAUGUUCUCCCUGUGGAGCCGGCUGCAGGGGCUGGCUCACGAGCGCGGGCACCAGCUGCACCACCGGCGCCAUCUGCACACCUUCAUGCACCCCGACCUGCGCGACCUCGGGGACCUGACGCUCACGGCCGAGACCCGCGCCUUCAUGCGGCCCCCCGGCUCCCCGCUGCGAUGGGGCUAAAUCUAGACAUCUAGAUAUCGAGACAUAACACUGUUUGGUUCGCUUCGAAACUUUUUGUUCGCCAACUUUUUCUGGAAGCUGAUAGUACAAUAAAUUGACCAACUUCAUGAUUUAGAGACAUCGUUAUUUGGACUUGUAGGCUUUGAUAGACGUGUAGGUACUGGUGGGAUAGCAAUGCCAUGGACAAAGAACCGAUUUCGCCAUUACAGAAUAGAGAAUCAUCUUAGCUUGUCGGUGAAGAACUCUAGAGCUGGACUGGAGAUUGUCACCAUGAUUAGGAAGUCAUAUUAGCAUGAAUCGCUCGUGGAGGCUCCUUUCGCACCCUAAAAUAAGUGCCAAUAGUCUGAAAAUUCCUAUUCAAAUUGUUACAGGUGAUACAACUGAGUAGAUAAACUUUAUUAUUUAAUGGGCAAAUCGGGUUUAAUACGGAUAAUGGAUGUGAAUAGUAAGCAAUGAAUAAUGUUUAUUUACGCGCAGACAACAUAACUACCUAAGUAGUAAACAGUAUCAUUUUCUCUACACGGGAAACUUAAAUCCAUGUAAAUCUAUGUUUUUAAGAUGUCUGGUACAAAUCGAAAGUUUACAGACUGAUUUAACUGCACUUUAAACUACAUACUUUGAAAAAUAAAUCAUAAAUAUUUCCCAAUUUAUUUAUUUUAAAGACACGAAAAUAUACCUACCUCUAUGUAAUAGUCCUUAUUCCUAUUAGACUUCUACCUUCAGUGAAAGCUUUAACUUCAGUUUCCAUAUACAUAAUUUAAAUAUACAGGGGGCAAUAUUAUCAGCUAACUAUUUUCACAUUUUCAGCGUUGGUCACUUAGUGAAAGUUGAUCAGUAUGUCGUUUCGGGUGCAUUUACCUGCCUUUGUGAAAUUUACUGAAACAUUCCACCCUGUAUAGGCUAUCAAUCAUCGCUUAUCAAGUAUAUCAUAAUAAUAUACUGUAAGUAUAAUUUGUUAGGAGGUAAGAGGUACGAUGAGUCUUCGUGACACUUGCAAUAAUCUAGCAUUUUCAAGCAUCUACUUACUAGCUUGUUAUAAAUAUCAAUAUUACAUAGUUACCUAUAUCAUAACAAUGUUAUAACUUCCAUAGACUUUACAUAAUAAAUAUUGUAAUGAAUGGUAUAUAUGUAAAUAAAUAUCGUGUAUAUCAGC